Molecule: messenger RNA, 424 nt
Organism: Phanerochaete carnosa HHB-10118-sp
Lineage: Eukaryota; Fungi; Basidiomycota; Agaricomycetes; Polyporales; Phanerochaetaceae
Exons: 1
Coding region: 17-424 (135 amino acids)
Source: RefSeq, a predicted model, not a curated record
GCUCUCUCAUAGCAUCAUGAGCGUCCCUAUGAGACCUCCUCCGUGGCCUGAGCUGACAGCAAACGGGACGCAAUGUUCUCCACUUGGAUCGCUUAGGCCAUCAUUCUCGCGACCAUUGUCGAGCCUGCGCUCGGCGUCAGUGGCAUCCGUUGCUUCAGUUUCCGGCACCUCCUUCACCUCCCGUCUCAACUUUAGCGUCAUCUACAACCAUACAGACGAGGUGGGCUAUGACAAAUCGCGUGAGGUUGCCAAGGUCUUCCUCGCGGUGGAGCCGUGCAUGACAGGCGCGAAGUCCGACCCAAUCUGGAUUUUGAUGUGGUACUUCAACGGCCCGAUACCGUUCAUGUUAUCCGCCAGCUUGGUGGCCUCUUGGCCACAGCACAACAUCAAAGCGGAGAGCCCCAGGGGCAAAUCGUACGUCUAG